AUGGCGGACGCAGCAGCAAACGGCGGCAUGGAGCUCGAUCCCAAGUACGACAACUAUGACUUCCCCAUUGUGUCGCCGUCCGACAUCAGCGGCCACCCGGGCCACCUGACGGCCGAGCAGCAGGCCCAGGUGCACCAGCUGCGCCUGAUGCUGGAGGCCAAGGGCUUCACGAAGCGGCUAGACACGCUGACACUGCUCCGCUUCCUGCGUGCGCGCAAGUUCGAUGUCAACCUGUCUCUGCAGAUGUUUGUCGACUGCGAGGAGUGGCGGCAAAAGACAGGUCUCGAUGACCUCGUGGCCACCUGGGAGUACCCCGAGAAGGAGAAGAUCUUUGAGUACUACCCGCAGUACUACCACAAGACGGACCGGGAUGGCCGCCCUGUCUACAUCGAGGCCCUCGGCAACAUUGAUCUCACUGCUAUGUACAAGAUUACCACCUCCGAGCGCAUGCUGACCAACCUUGCCGUCGAGUACGAGCGCCUCGCCGACCCUCGCCUACCUGCCUGCUCGCGCAAGGCCGGCCACCUGCUCGAAACCUGCUGCACCAUCAUGGACAUGAAGGGCGUCGGUAUCUCUCGCGCGCCCCAGGUGUACUCUUACAUCAAGCAGGCCUCCGCCAUGUCCCAGAACUACUACCCCGAGCGCCUUGGCCGUUUCUACCUGCUUAACGCUCCCUGGGGCUUCUCGACCGUCUGGGGCAUCAUCAAGGGCUGGCUCGACCCGGUCACCGUCGCCAAGAUCCACAUUCUCGGCAGCUCCUACCAGAAGGAGCUGUUCCAGCAGGUCGCCCCCGAGAACCUCCCCAAGCAGUUCGGCGGCUCUUGCGAGUGUGAGGGCGGCUGUGGUUUCUCCGACAUGGGCCCCUGGCGUGAGGCUGAGUGGUACAGGCCCGCUUCGUGGGAGAAGAAGGAUGGCGACGCCCCUGCUGCUGCUUCUGCUGGCGCCGCCGCCGCACCAGCGGCCCCCGAGGCAACAGCGACCGAAGACAUCAAGCUGGAGGCCCCCGGUGCCAGCGCGGAGCAGGCCGCUGGCGCCAAGGAGCCGGCUGCCGCUUAG
This is a messenger RNA of Sporothrix brasiliensis 5110, 1056 nucleotides long. Its product is annotated as Sec14 cytosolic factor. NCBI's taxonomy places the organism in Eukaryota, Fungi, Ascomycota, Sordariomycetes, Ophiostomatales, Ophiostomataceae. Bases 1 to 1056 code for a protein of 351 amino acids. The transcript has 4 exons. The record is from RefSeq and is a predicted model, not a curated record.